Messenger RNA from Macrosteles quadrilineatus (aster leafhopper), 375 nucleotides. RefSeq names its product cuticle protein 5-like. The record is from RefSeq and is a predicted model, not a curated record. The transcript has 2 exons. The coding region runs from base 1 to 375 and encodes 124 amino acids. Lineage: Eukaryota; Metazoa; Arthropoda; Insecta; Hemiptera; Cicadellidae.
AUGAUGGUAGUUGAUGUGGAUGUAAGCCACCGACAGAUUGGCUACUACCACGGACCUACCGCCAAGCCUGUCGGCCUCCACAACGGCUACCUGGCAGACACACAUGAGGUAGCAGCAGCCAAGAACGCUCAUCUCGCCGCUCUAGCCAAGGAAUCUCACUACGGAGGAGACUACGGAUACGAUCAUGGCCAGGAAAACAGUGGCUCUUAUGACGGCCAUCAUGGAGACAUCAGGUACCACGGACCCACCGCCAAGCCUGUCGUCCUCCACAACGGCUACCUGGCAGACACCCAUGAGGUAGCAGCAGCCAAGAACGCUCAUCUCGCCACUCUAGCCAAGGAAUCUCACUAUGAGUACGAUGGAAACUAUGGUUAG